AUGGAAGAAAACUAUAAAGAAAAUUCUAAUUCUAUGCGUUUUCAUGGAUCAAAUGAAGAAAAUGUGCAAAAUAAUUCAUUUUUUUUUGAUCACAUAAAUAUUUCGAAUAAAACAAGAAAUUCAUUUAGAUCACGUUAUCUUGUUGACCCAAAUAAAGUAUUUCAUUAUAAUGCAUGGGAUAAUGUAGAAUGGGAUGAAGAACAGAAAAAAAUUGCGGUUGAAAAAAUUAAAGAACAAAUGUUAAAUCCUGUUAUUGAUAAGAAAAGAUAUACAGUUAAUCCUUCUUUUUUUUGGAAUAAAUUUUAUAAAAAUCAUAAAACAAAUUUUUUUAAAGACAGAAAAUGGUUAUUACAUGAAUUUCCUCAGAUAUAUGAUUGCAUUAUGCCUAAUUCUGGUGAAAAAUAUAUUCUAGAAGUUGGGUGUGGUGUAGGAAAUACUAUGUUUCCUAUUUUAUUGCAAAAUAAGAAUCCAUUACUUAUAAUCCAUGGUGUUGAUUAUUCAAAAAAUGCAAUUGCAAUAAUAAAAAAGUCUAAUUUAUUUUCUGGUGAUAAUGUUCGAGCAUCUAUUUGGGACAUGGCCAAUCCAAAUGGAGAACUUCCUGAAGGCGCAAUUAAUGUAGAUAUUGUUAUUCUCGUAUUUGCAUUUAGCUCAUUAUCUCCGGACCAAUGGGAUAUAGCUAUUUUAAAAUCAAAUGGUAUUAUUUUGUUUCGAGAUUAUGGACGCUGGGAUAUGACGCAGUUACGUUUUAAAGGAGAAAGGCUUCUUGAAGAAAACUUCUAUAUUAGAGGAGAUGGUACUAGAGUAUAUUUUUUUGUUCCUGCUAUAGAACAAAUACAAGAAAUUUUCGGAAAGUUAUUUAAAAUAGAAAAUAAUGAAUUAGAUAAACGGCUUUUAGUAAAUCGUAGUACUAUGCAAAAAAUGUUUAGGGUCUGGAUUCAAGGAAUUUUUAGAAAAAUUUAA
This is a messenger RNA of Pneumocystis jirovecii RU7, 960 nucleotides long. RefSeq lists its product as uncharacterized. The record is from RefSeq and is a predicted model, not a curated record. The coding region runs from base 1 to 960 and encodes 319 amino acids. Gene Ontology annotation, molecular function: tRNA (cytidine-N3)-methyltransferase activity. The transcript is spliced from 5 exons. Lineage: Eukaryota; Fungi; Ascomycota; Pneumocystomycetes; Pneumocystales; Pneumocystaceae.